Messenger RNA from Arvicanthis niloticus (Nile rat), 630 nucleotides. RefSeq names its product lin-28 RNA binding posttranscriptional regulator A (gene Lin28a). Gene Ontology annotation, molecular function: mRNA binding; zinc ion binding. Gene Ontology annotation, cellular component: nucleus; cytoplasm. Gene Ontology annotation, biological process: pre-miRNA processing. The record is from RefSeq and is a predicted model, not a curated record. NCBI's taxonomy places the organism in Eukaryota, Metazoa, Chordata, Mammalia, Rodentia, Muridae.
AUGGGCUCGGUGUCCAACCAGCAGUUUGCAGGUGGCUGCGCCAAGGCAGCGGAGAAGGCGCCAGAAGAGGCGCCGCCUGACGCGGCCCGAGCGGCAGACGAGCCGCAGCUGCUGCACGGGGCCGGCAUCUGUAAGUGGUUCAACGUGCGCAUGGGGUUCGGCUUCCUGUCUAUGACCGCCCGCGCCGGGGUCGCGCUCGACCCCCCGGUGGACGUCUUUGUGCACCAGAGCAAGCUACACAUGGAAGGUUUCCGAAGCCUCAAGGAGGGAGAGGCAGUGGAGUUCACCUUUAAGAAGUCCGCCAAGGGUCUGGAAUCCAUCCGAGUCACUGGCCCUGGUGGUGUGUUCUGUAUUGGGAGUGAGCGGCGGCCAAAAGGGAAGAACAUGCAGAAGCGAAGAUCCAAAGGAGACAGGUGCUACAACUGUGGUGGGCUAGACCAUCAUGCCAAGGAAUGCAAGCUGCCACCGCAGCCCAAGAAGUGCCACUUUUGCCAAAGCAUCAACCAUAUGGUGGCCUCAUGUCCACUGAAGGCCCAGCAGGGCCCCAGUUCUCAGGGAAAGCCUGCCUACUUCCGGGAGGAAGAGGAAGAGAUCCACAAUCCUGCCCUGCUUCCAGAAGCACAGAAUUGA